GCUGCGCGGUGGCACACGUGUGGCGGCCGCGAUGAAGUUCGCGUACCGGUUUUCAAAUUUGCUGGGGACAGUCUAUCGGUGUGGAAAUUUGAAUUUUACGUGCGAUGGAAAUUCAGUGAUCAGUCCUGUGGGAAAUAGGGUCACUGUAUUUGACCUUAAAAACAACAAAUCCAACACUCUGCCCUUGGCUACUCGGUACAAUGUCAGGUGUGUAGGGCUGUCCCCAGACGGCCGCCUGGCCAUCAUCGUUGAUGAAGGGGGGGACGCGCUGCUGGUCAGCCUGGUGUGCAGGUCCGUGCUUCACCACUUCCACUUCAAGGGCUCAGUGCACAGUGUCUCCUUCUCUCCUGAUGGCAGGAAGUUCGUCGUCACAAAAGGCAACAUCGCUCAGAUGUACCAUGCUCCCGGGAGGAAGCGGGAAUUCAACGCGUUCGUCCUGGACAAAACCUACUUUGGGCCGUACGAUGAGACCACGUGCAUCGACUGGACAGACGACUCCAGGUGCUUUGCGGUCGGGAGCAAAGACAUGUCCACGUGGGUGUUUGGAGCUGAGCGCUGGGACAACCUCAUCUACUACGCGCUCGGGGGACACAAGGAUGUGAUCGUGGCCUGCUUCUUCGAAUCCGGCAGCCUAGAUCUGUACACGCUCAGCCAGGACGGCGCCCUGUGCGUGUGGCGGUGUGACACCCCCCCCGAGGGCCUGCGGCUGAAAGCCCCCGCGGGCUGGAAGGCGGAGCUGCUGCAGGGGGCACGGGACGAGGACGAAGACGAGGCGGAGGAGGAGACCGCCAUCCGGGGGAAGGCCACGCCGGCUGCCGCGGAGCAGCAGGGAAAAGUGAAAUACUCUCGGCUGGCCAAGUACUUUUUCAAUAAAGAGGGAGACUUUAACAAUCUGACAGCCGCGGCGUUUCACAAGAAGACCCACCUCUUGGUCACUGGCUUUGCCUCUGGGAUCUUCCACCUUCACGAGCUCCCCGAGUUCAACCUCAUCCACUCCCUGAGCAUCUCUGAUCGGAGGAUCGCUUCCAUCGCUCUCAAUGGGUCCGGAGACUGGAUCGCCUUUGGCUGCUCAGGCCUGGGCCAGCUGCUGGUGUGGGAGUGGCAGAGCGAGUCCUAUGUGCUCAAGCAGCAGGGCCAUUUCAACAGCAUGGUGUCCCUGGCCUACUCCCCCGACGGGCAGUACAUCGUCACCGGCAGUGAUGACGGCAAGGUCAAGGUGUGGGACACUCUCAGCGGCUUCUGCUUCAUCACGUUCACAGAGCAUUCGAGUGGGGUCACUGGCGUGACCUUCACGGCCACCGGCUAUGUCAUUGUGACCUCUUCCAUGGACGGGACUGUGCGUGCCUUUGACCUUCACAGGUACCGGAACUUCCGCACCUUCACGUCCCCGCGGCCCACCCAGUUCUCCUGCGUGGCUGUGGACUGCAGCGGGGAGGUCGUUUCUGCCGGGGCCCAGGACUCUUUCGAGGUCUUCAUCUGGUCCAUGCAGACAGGCAGGCUCCUGGACGUGCUGUCUGGUCACGAGGGCCCUGUCAGCAGUCUGUGCUUUAACCCCGCGAGGUCGGUCCUGGCCAGUGCCUCCUGGGACAGGACGGUGCGCCUGUGGGACAUGGCGGACAGCUGGAGGACCACGGAGACGCUGGGCCUGACCUCGGACGCUCUGGCUGUGACCUUUCGCCCUGACGGUGCGGAGCUGGCUGUGGCCACCCUGAACUCCCAGAUCACCUUCUGGGACCCUGAGAACGCCGUGCAGACGGGCUCCAUUGAGGGCAGGCAUGACCUCAAGACGGGCAGGAAGGAGCUGGAUAAGGUCACCGCCAAGCACUCAGCCAAGGGGAAGGCCUUCACCACUCUGUGCUACUCUGCGGACGGCCAGAGCAUCCUGGCGGGAGGGAUGUCCAAGUUCGUGUGCAUCUAUCACGUCAAGGAGCAGAUCCUCAGGAAGAAGUUUGAGAUCUCCUGCAACCUCUCCCUGGACGCCAUGGAGGAGUUUUUGAACCGAAGGAAAAUGACCGAGUUUGGCAACCUGGCGCUAAUCGAUCAAGACGCUGGGGCAGAGGACGGAGCUGUGAUACCACUGCCGGGUGUAAAGAAAGGUGACAUGAGCUCUCGGCACUUCAAGCCUGAAAUCAGGGUGACAUCGCUUCGCUUCUCUCCCACCGGGCACUGCUGGGCGGCCACCACCACCGAGGGGCUCCUCGUCUACUCCCUGGACACCCAGAUGCUGUUUGACCCGUUUGAACUGGACACCGGCGUCACCCCCGUGAGGAUUCGGGCGGCCCUGCGCCAGCAGGACUACACCAGGGCCAUUCUCAUGGCCUUCCGGCUCAAUGAGAAGAAGCUGCUGCAGGAGGUGCUGGAGUCGGUGCCCUGGGACGAGGUCGAAGUUGUCAGCUCCUCGCUUCCUGAGUUGUACGUGGAGAAAGUGCUGGAGUUCUUAGCUUCAUCCUUUGAAGUGUCUCGCCACUUGGAAUUCUACCUCAUAUGGACUCAGAAAUUGCUCCUGGUGCACGGGCAGAAGCUGAAGUCCAGAGUGGGGAAGGUGCUGCCGGCCGUUCAGUUCCUUCAGAAGAGCAUCCAGCGGCACUUGGACGACGUCUCCAAGCUGUGUGACUGGAACCGCUAUAACAUCCAGUACGCUCUGGCCGUGUCCAAGCAGCGGGGCCUAAAACGCCCCUCAGAACCGCUGGGAAGCGACGAGGAAGCAGACGCGUCCGAUGACGACACUCUGCACCUGCUCGGCGCAGGACAGGGGGACGGGGACGGGCAGCUGGUGUAGGGCCGGCCACGUUCCCAACCCUACUUGUUUCGGGUAAGACCCCCGAAGAGACGGAGCCCCGUGGCCUGCGCCUGGGAAGCGAGUGGGAGGGUGGUGCA
This is a messenger RNA of Odobenus rosmarus divergens (Pacific walrus), 2877 nucleotides long. It is a transcript of the gene PWP2, whose product is annotated as PWP2 periodic tryptophan protein homolog (yeast). Bases 32 to 2779 code for a protein of 915 amino acids. Gene Ontology annotation, molecular function: protein binding. Gene Ontology annotation, biological process: ribosomal small subunit assembly; maturation of SSU-rRNA from tricistronic rRNA transcript (SSU-rRNA, 5.8S rRNA, LSU-rRNA). The record is from RefSeq and is a predicted model, not a curated record. NCBI's taxonomy places the organism in Eukaryota, Metazoa, Chordata, Mammalia, Carnivora, Odobenidae. The transcript is spliced from 21 exons. Gene Ontology annotation, cellular component: Pwp2p-containing subcomplex of 90S preribosome; small-subunit processome.